AUGGAUGACAAAGCAUACGCUCUCCCUCCGAGUUCUCGAGUGCUUGUGACCGGAGCGAACGGCUACCUCGCUUCACAGAUAAUUGAUCUAUUGCUAAGUCGUGGGUACCUUGUACGCGGGCAAGUGCGUCAACAUCGACAAUGGCUAGACGGGCAUUUCAAGGGCAAGUAUGGCGAUCUCUUCGAGUCUGUCAUCCUAUCUGAAUUAGAUGAUCGCGAGGGCAUAGCUCCUUUGCUAGACGAUGUAGAUGGCGUGAUCUUGGUGGCAAUGGAUAUGUCCUUUGAAGAUGACCCGACCAUCGUCGAGAAAACAGUGAAAAGAACUCUGACUUGGCUCGAAGUCGCUGCGGAAUCACCCUCAGUCAAACGUGUGGUACUGACGUCCUCUGCCUCUGCAUAUUCAUUCAACUCCGAGGCUGUUGCUGCUGUCCAGAACAACACACCUGAGAUCCCAGGUAUGAUGGGGGCGUCUUUAUAUGCCGCUUCGAAAACCGAGGGAGAAAGAGAAGCAGUGAAAUGGGUGGAGAAUCACAAGCCCUCUUUUGUUUUUAAUAGGGUUGUGCCUUAUUGGUGUCUCGGCCCUCGCGUUCACCCCGAGGCUGGUGGACCGAUGGGAAGUAUGGGCAUGACAAGUGCACUUGUAAAGGGUUACGGGGACUUCAUGUAUAUGUUCCCCCCAUGUGACAUAAAGUCGGAACGCAUUUUUGCUAUGGCAGCACCAUUCAACUGGACUGAAGUUGUGGAGAUCAUUCGCAAAAUUCAACCGGAUAACCAUAAGAUUCCCGGUCCACCAGCCGACGAAGGCCGCUGUCUGCACGAGUUCGUGGAGGUCAGCAGGGGAAAGAAGCUUCUACAAGAGUUUUGUGGACAGCCUGGCUGGACGUCGUUAGAGGAUUGCCUCGUUGCUGGCUUGCCAACAUACGAGUGA
Messenger RNA from Penicillium bovifimosum, 927 nucleotides. RefSeq names its product cinnamoyl-CoA reductase. The record is from RefSeq and is a predicted model, not a curated record. Gene Ontology annotation, molecular function: oxidoreductase activity, acting on the CH-OH group of donors, NAD or NADP as acceptor. Lineage: Eukaryota; Fungi; Ascomycota; Eurotiomycetes; Eurotiales; Aspergillaceae. The transcript is spliced from 6 exons. Bases 1 to 927 code for a protein of 308 amino acids.